AUCUAGCUUCUUUGGUUCUGACAUAUUUUCCGGACUAAUGGUGUUGGAUGGUUGAAGUUAUCGAUAGACGCAUCCGAAGAUUAUGUUUUUCUGAAAACUCAGGUCGAUCCUUCAGGGACACAGUCGAUGGCCUCGUUGUAAACAAAAAAAAUGUGUCAUGGUCAUGUCAUUUUCCUUCUGGUCUUUCGUUUUUGCUGGCUCCAGGCAAGACACGUGACAGCAGGGCUACCCCCACCACAGAAUGUACACUUCAUUACCUUGAACACCCAUUACACGCUGAAGUGGGAUUGGGACGAGAGUAUUUCAAACGGUCAAGCUGUUUCUUUCUCUGCACAAUGUAUCGGAAAGUUUAAGCUGGAAUCCAAGAAAAGGCACAGUUGGACCACAGCCUGUCAUAACACCGCUAACAAGUCGUGUGACCUUUCUGGAUGUGGCAUUCAUUAUCUGGGUGUCUACAUGCUCCGUGUUCGUGCCAACGCAAAUGUCAAUUACUCUGACUGGGUGCUGAAAGAGUUUUGUCCUGAUAAGCAUGCUGCAAUUGGUCCGCCAUCAAAAGUGGACGUGGAUUCUGAUGGAAGCAGCGUCUGUGUUUACAUCUCUGAUCCUCUGACCAGUUCAAACGGCUCCAUGAAGGAUGAAAUUCCCAAGUUGUACUACAACAUCUUGUACUGGGAGUGUAAUGUAGACAAACAGGUAUUAAAACCCCAUGUUUUGAACAGCAGUGUUUCUAUGGUGACUCUGCCAAACUUGAAAUCUUGGACACGGUACUGUGUGAGGGUCCAGUCACGUUAUGAUCUCUACAAUAAGAGCAGCGAAUUUACCUUACCCCACUGCAUUCAGACUGAAGGCACUAUCCCAUGGUGGCAGACUUUUCUGUACUCCCUGGGCUCCUUGGUGAUGGUUUUUGUGGUUGUGCUGCCCUUCUUCUAUAUUUUAUUGAAGAUCUUCAAUACCUUGAAGGCAGCUUUCUACCCCAUGAUCCAGUUUCCACCAUUCUUUCAAGAGUAUCUUCAUGACUCCUUUGGAUCUGAUACUCCUUGCCUACUAUCCCUGGGCUCAGAAGAGGAGCUAUGUUGUGAUAAAGUAACAAUAUAUGCAAAGCCCCUGGAAUUUCACUGCCUUUCCUCAGAGGGUACGACUGUGCUCACCUCAGGCCUGGAACCAGAUAGCAGUGGUCGGUGUAGUCAUCAGGACAAAAGAAGAAGCAAAGACUCUGGAGUUUAUGCCACAGAAAGCAGCUGCAGCCAGCAGCAGCCCAACAGAAGUCAAACCUCAACAGGGGCCAAAAUAAAGUCCCCCAUCCAGCCAGUAACCAACCCCCCCCCAAUGCAGGAAGAACCAGAGUUUCCUAGCCACCCAGAUUUACCACCCGUAGCCGGUGGCCAGGUGCCCCGCAAUCCUCCCCCAGGCAGCAGCCGGCCGCCAGGCGUAGCACACAAGCCACACCCGCAACCGUGUCGGACAAGCCCACGGGCCGCUUGUACCCUUCCAGUCCUACUAGGUGGCACAACACAAGUGCCAGGCAACAGUCACUAACACCCCCCAAGCUCCAAGUCACCCACUCCUCUCAGGUGUGACUUGUGUGUAGGAAUGUACCGUACAUUCCGAUGUAUAAGCCGCUACUUUUUUCUCGAACUUUGAACCCUGCGGCUUAUCCUGCGGUGUGGCUAAUAUGUGGUCGUGUACUAAUCUUGUGACAUCUCGUGUACUUCAGAACAACUACUAAUCGUUUAAAUAUGUAUUUUGGAAAGUGCUAUUACUGAGGUAGUCCAUCAUAAAGGCAAAAAAGUUCAGGAAAUAACCAAAAAAAAAAAACACGCAAGAAGUACAAUUUAUGCUAAAAUCAAAUGUAAAACAUUGUUGGAUUUGGAUUACUCCAUAAACACCAUAAAUACACCGCCAAGAUUGCAAAACCUGUUAUGUUGAAUAAAAAACAAAAAAAGAGGGGACGUAUUGGAAUUUAUGCAGCGAUUGCGUUGUUGACACAUACCUGCAUCCGCCGGGGGCUCCACGCACUAUGAUGACUCAAAGGCGGCCACUAAGGUACCACUCUACCGUGGUUCUUAUGAAGUCCAGACUUACGCAAUGUACAUAGCGCCACAGGCGUACACGUCAUAUCCGCUCACGUAUGCUAUACAUCAGUAAAUACAGAUACAAUAAACCAUAUAAAACAAAACAUAAAAUGCUGUGUUGUUCUCUUGGAGAUGAUUCAAUUUGCUAGUUAUCCAUUUACUAACUGACUGCUGAAAAAUAGACAGCCGGAUGUAGACGCGGGCUUUUUCUUCUUUUUGUUCAUGGCGGGUCGCAACCAACGUUUAGGUGCAUACCCCGCCACCUACUGUACCGGAAAGUAGACACAUUCUGCACAGUGACGACCCGGUAGUCACACUCUUCCAUCGUGGAAAACACGGAACGACACACACAUGAUGCCGCUUUCAAGUUAAAGGCGAUCGAUUUGUCUGUCCGAGUAGGAAACAGGGCUGCUUCGCGUAAGCUCAGCAUGCUUGAAGACUGGAUAAAUACACAGAGAGCAGACGGCUGAGGUCUUUCCACUGUCCAGAUCUGAAUAAAAGCCACCGAAAUUGCCACCAAAAAGAAGAAUGAAGAUUUUCUAGGUGGACCAUCGUGGUGUCUCCGAUUUUAUGAGACGAAAAGAACUGUCCAUCAGGGCACAGAUAUACACUGAAACAAAGAUAGCCGAGAAUUCCAUGGGAUCAGAUGACAAUAUAAAUAUGGAUGAGGUACCUUUGACGUUUGUUUUGCACUGUUUAAAUAGCCGUAUUGCACCACUGCAUGCACUGUUUGGGAAAAAACAUUUUAUUAAAAGUUUUAA
Molecule: messenger RNA, 2833 nt
Organism: Dunckerocampus dactyliophorus (ringed pipefish)
Lineage: Eukaryota; Metazoa; Chordata; Actinopteri; Syngnathiformes; Syngnathidae
Gene: il10rb
Product: interleukin 10 receptor, beta
Exons: 8
Coding region: 151-1536 (461 amino acids)
Molecular function (GO): protein binding; interferon receptor activity
Source: RefSeq, a predicted model, not a curated record